AGAAUCAUGAAUGGCCAAAUAACGCCAGGUAUAGUUCCAACAGCACCUAUUGGAGGGAAUCUUCAAGCUAGUGUACCACCAGCAAGUCCUUUUACUCCACAACCUGAAUUUAUCAAAGCCCCACAUGAACUAAUAACAACUGUUGUUCCAUUGGGUCCACAUAGCACUAGAAUGGUUUGUUACAAUUGUCGCCAAGAAAUCACUACAAAUACAACUUACAAACCAAGUGCAUCAGCUUACAAGUGUAGUGGGUUGUGUUGUUUAUUUGGAUGUUUUUGGGGACCAUGUUUAAUUCCAUUUUGUAAAGACUCAUUCAUGAACGUGGAACAUCGAUGCCCUAAAUGUAAAACUUUCUUAGGUCAAUUUGUUCGAUAAAUUAAUCAUGUUAUCAGAACAUACUAAUCAGAAUCUGAGUUUACAUUUUAAAGGAAAAUAUUUUUUUUAACCGCAUUACUAAAAUCAUCAUUAAAAUUUUAUACAAUUGUUAAUUGAAGUCAGAUAACUGAUUCAUACCCUUGAUGAAUAAAAUAAUAUUAAUUGUGUUAUGCAUAUCUUAGAAAGGGCAACUAAUGAGUUAAAAAAUAUAUUUUUGCACUUAUAUUAACAUAUACACUGACCAGUAUUACCUUAAGACUUAUUGUGUUGUGCCUUACUUAUCUUGCCUUAGUGAUAAAAUGAAAGAAAAUUCAAUUGUACAUCACUUUAUUAAAUAGUUACCUAUUUUAUUUUUGUUAUAAUGGAAUAAUAUUAAUUUUAAGUUUCAAUGACCUAACAAUUUUUGUAUUAAUGUUAAUCUUAACAUAUUGUUGUUUUUAUUUACUUUUGUAAAUUAUUUUUGUUAUGACUACUAAUAUAAUUUAUUAAA
Messenger RNA from Daktulosphaira vitifoliae (grape phylloxera), 865 nucleotides. Its product is annotated as LITAF domain-containing protein-like. NCBI's taxonomy places the organism in Eukaryota, Metazoa, Arthropoda, Insecta, Hemiptera, Phylloxeridae. The transcript is spliced from 3 exons. Gene Ontology annotation, molecular function: zinc ion binding. The coding region runs from base 7 to 375 and encodes 122 amino acids. The record is from RefSeq and is a predicted model, not a curated record.